Messenger RNA from Carlito syrichta (Philippine tarsier), 2046 nucleotides. It is a transcript of the gene ATP6AP1, whose product is annotated as ATPase H+ transporting accessory protein 1. The record is from RefSeq and is a predicted model, not a curated record. The transcript has 10 exons. Gene Ontology annotation, cellular component: proton-transporting V-type ATPase complex. Bases 1 to 1413 code for a protein of 470 amino acids. NCBI's taxonomy places the organism in Eukaryota, Metazoa, Chordata, Mammalia, Primates, Tarsiidae.
AUGAUGGCGGCGGUGACGGCGGCGGUGACGGCGGCGGCUCGGGUGUGGAUGGGGACGCGGCGGGCCUCAGAGCUCUGGCGGAUGCUGUGGCUGCCGUUGCUGCUGGUGGCGGCGGCGGCGGCGGAGCAGCAGGUGCCGCUGGUGCUGUGGUCCAGCGACCGGGAUUUGUGGUCUCCCGCGGCCGACACGCACGAGGGCCACAUCACCAGCGACUCGCAGCUCUCGACCUACCUAGACCCCGCCCUGGAGCUGGGCCCUCGGAAUGUGCUGCUGUUCCUGCAAGACAAGCUAAGCAUUGAGGAUUUCACGGCAUAUGGCGGUGUGUUUGGAAACAAGCAGGACAGCGCCUUUCCUAACCUGGAGAAUGCUCUGGACCUUGCCCCCUCCUCGCUGGUGCUUCCUGCCGUCGACUGGUAUGCAGUCAGCACUCUGACCACUUACCUGCAGGAGAAGCUUGGGGCCAGCCCCUUGCAUGUGGAUCUGGCGACCCUGCGGGAGCUGAAGCUCAACGCCAGCCUCCCUGCCCUGCUGCUCAUCCGCUUGCCCUACACGGCCAGCUCCGGUCUCAUGGCGCCCCGGGAGGUCCUCACAGGCAACGAUGAGGUCAUCGGGCAGGUGCUGAGCACACUCAAGUCAGAAGAUGUCCCGUACACAGCAGCCCUCACGGCGGUCCGCCCUUCCAGGGUGGCCCGUGAUGUGGCCAUGGUGGCCGGGGGGCUAGGUCGCCAGCUGCUACAAAAACAGCCAGUAUCAGAUGUGACCCACCCCCCUGUGAGUUACAAUGACACCGCCCCCCGGAUCCUGUUCUGGGCCCAAAACUUCUCCGUGGCAUACAAGGACCAGUGGGAGGACCUGACCCCCCUCACAUUUGGGGUGCCGGAGCUCAACCUGACGGGCUCCUUCUGGAAUGACUCCUUUGCCAGGCUCUCGCUGACCUACGAACAACUCUUUGGUACCAGGGUGACAUUCAAGUUUAUUUUGGCCAACCGCUUCUACGCGGUGUCUGCCCGGCACUGGUUUACCAUGGAGCGCCUUGAAAUCCACAGCAAUGGCUCUGUCACCUACUUCAACGCCACCCAGGUCGCAGGGCCUGGCAUCUACUCCUUCCACUGCGAGUAUGUGAGUAGUCUCAGCAGUAAGGGCAGUCUCCUGGUGGCCCGCACGCAGCCCUCACUCUGGCAGAUGACUCUUCAGGACUUCCAGAUCCAGGCCUUCAAUGUGACAGGCGAGCAGUUCUCCUAUGCCAGCGACUGUGCCAGCUUCUUCUCCCCGGGCAUCUGGAUGGGGCUGCUUACGUCCCUGUUCAUGCUCUUCAUCUUCACCUAUGGCCUGCACAUGAUCCUCAGCCUCAAGACCAUGGACCGCUUUGACGACCACAAGGGCCCUGCCAUCUCUCUGACGCAGAUCGUGUGACCCUGCACCGGUGGGGGGUUGAGGGCGUGAUGGUGUCCAGGCUGUGGCUUUCCCACCUUGCGACACACCAGACGGGAGGGCCUCCCCUCUUCCCACCAUAGCAUGAACCCCAAGCUCCCCUCAGCCCGUCGUGCUCCCUCCUCAGCCUGCUAAGGGGCUUCCCUGGGGCCGCCCCGUCUCCACCCACAAGGUGUACAUAUUCUACAUAGACUUAGAGAAACCUCCAGGCGCGUCGUUGUGGGGCAGGGGCAUUAGCUUUAGGGUCCCAUUUCUCCUCCCCUUUUCUCCUUAUUUAUUCUUGUCUCUCCACCUUUACCCCUUGCUGUUGAUUGUGCUUUUGUGUAACAAGUGCUCCCUGCCACAGAGUGAGCUUGAGGUUCCCUGAGCUUGAGGGGUGUGGAAGUAUUACUGAACUGUCUGUUCUGCUUGGCUGUCGUUAUCGUUUCUCGGUGAUGUUGUGCUAACGGUAAACAGUACACCGGGGCUUAUUUCUGUGGCCCGAGAAGGGACACCCACGACACGUGGGCUGGGUGCGAUCCCUGGGUUUCUGACACGUUCCCACCAGGAGUGCCUGGCAGGAGCCUAGGGGGCUCGGUGGUUUCCUUCCUAAUGAAAUAAAGACGGAUCACCAUA